Molecule: messenger RNA, 2781 nt
Organism: Sclerotinia trifoliorum
Lineage: Eukaryota; Fungi; Ascomycota; Leotiomycetes; Helotiales; Sclerotiniaceae
Source: the annotation of a GenBank genome assembly
UUUAACAAACAAACAUUCUUUGAUGCAUUCACAAUUCACAAUUCACAAACGACACUCACCAAUCUUAAAUAAAUACUUACCUUUCCCGUCCCAAAUAUUUGUGGCACAUCUUAUAGAGAUCAUACUUGUAAUACCUCGUUCUAUGACUUUUCCACCAUCAUGAGUUCCAGGCCUUAUAAACCCGGCCCUGACGCCGACAUGUAUGAUGACCAAGAACAUUCGACCGAGUAUCGACACCAUGGAGCACCUGGAUUUGAAUCGCGGAAGGGUAAUCGACAGUUUAGAUAUGCAGAUUGCCAAGUAUAUGUGCUGAUCAUCAAUGUCUCAAGAUAACUCAAGGAGUCCUCCACGAGGACAUGCUUCUGGCAGACCACACGACUCAGAAUACCCAGAACGCCCAUAUCGAGUCGACCGCAAUCCAUAUGAAAACAGACAUGAGCGUGGUCAUGAUAAGGAAAGAUCAAGGUCUCCGCGCAGAGAGAAGAGAGGCCGUUAUACGGACCGCGAUCGCGAAGGAUAUAGAUCUCCAGUCCAUGAGAGAAGUCGCAGUCGUUCGCCUCAUCAUGGCGCACCACCAAAUCGAACCAUCAUUUUUGAAGGAUUGCCUCUAGAUAUGACACAGGAAGACGUUGGCCGCCCCAUUCCUACAAAUCUGCACCGAACCUGAGAAUCCACUUCUAGCCUAAGUGUAAUGUGAAAUUUUUUGGAAUUCUGGCUAAGCAUAGCGAUUGGCCUUGUUGGCCGUUGUUUUGAUUUAUAGAUAUCAAAAGAACUUCAAAAUAGUCUUAAAGUUGAAGGUGUGGAGGAGAUUAGGUUGAUCAAGGAUAAAAAGACUGGUAGGCACGCGGACUGUUACUUUAGGGUGAUACAUCACUAAACAUUUGGUUCUCAGGUAUAUCUCGAGGGUUUGCAUUUGCGCAAUUCUAUACCCUACCAGAAGCAAAACGAUUUCUCAAGGAACAUUACCCGUCCAUUUCAUUCUAUGGUCCUUCGCAGGCAUCAGAACCAGCCAAAGUCAGAAUCGCUUACAGUCGCGAGAAGAACGAUCAAGAACGAUCAAGCAAGCAUGGGGAUGAUUGGAAAUGUGACGUUGUGCGUUAUCUUUACACCAUUCAGAAUGUUGGAAGCUAAUAGGAUCCAGUGUUACACAUUGAAUUAUUCAUACAGAAUGAUGUGUUUCAAAUGCGGUGGCCCUAGAACUAGUACGCAUUUCAGCCACAUGAAGAUUCUAUAUCGCUAAUUAUCUUAGGACCAACUGCUCAUGGUGUUGUUUUGACCCAAGGAAAUGUAUCUAGCUACUCAGGAUUCGCUACGACCGGUGAUAGUGACGCCUCGCCCGACGAAACAGCCUCUCAAUUUCUCUUACUUAGAGGCCUCGAACCUGGUGUGACGGAGGAACUUCUUGCCAAAGGAGUAAGCAAACUUUACAAGACCAAAGCAAGCACAUCAGCGGAUGUACAUACAGCUAAGAAGACAAAAAUAUCUUCCACUUCCGCUGAUGCCUCACUUGGUGCAAGAGAAGGUUCUCUCCGCCGCGUGUUACUGAUUCGGGAUCGUAAAACGAAUGAUAGUUGGAGAUAUGGUUUUGCUGAGUUUGCUUCAGUAGAGGAUGCUCAAAAUGCUUUGGCCAAGUACAACGCUACAGACAAGUUUACCAUAUCUUCGAAGCCUGUGAUGGUUUCAUACAUCCACGCAGGCGUAUUUGUGCCCGUUCUUGACGUUCUAAAUGAAGAAUCCGCGAGGUUCACAUUCAGUCCAUUGUCAAACCCUGCGGUUAAUUUGAUGUACUGGGAUACUACGGCUUAUGCUAGCGAGCUGUCUACUGUAAUCCCAGAGGCACCAGUGAAGAAGACGAAUAAUGACCGAGCUAAAUUAGCUAAUGCAGCAGCAAAUGAAGGACUUGUUGGUGGCAAGGAUGGAGAAUUUCGGUCCAAGAAAAGAAAAAUCGAAAAGGAUGCGGCUGUGAGUGCUAAAAAGGUUGUUGCUCCACAUCUCCAAUUUUGGACCAAUAGACAUAACGAGAUCCAUGGCCUGCCCGCCAAGGAUUUUGAAGACAAUGAGCCUGAAUCGACUGCUGCAAUUGCAAAAUCUACAUCAGAACCCAUUGCCGAUGCUCCACCUAUUCAAUCAUACGCAGACAUGGCUCGAAAAUGCUGUAUUUUAUGUUCCCGUCAAUUCAAGACGGAAGCAGAAGUCAACAAGCACGAAAGAAUCAGUCAGCUUCAUCGCGACAAUACAAAGAACGAAGAAAUGGUUUCAAAAGCUUUAGCCAAGCUCAAGAAAUCUGCAAGUGAUUCAACCUCAGCCGAAAACUCCGCUUAUAGAGAUCGAGCCAAGGAACGUCGUCAGGCUUUCAAUCAGCCCAAGCAACCUGCUGCGCAACACAAUAAAUCGAAGACUUCAUCUACCAGUCCCCCUUCGCAAAAAGAAGAAGAUAACGAGCCAGUAGCACCCGCACAAUCUAAGGGUGCAGCACUAUUAGGAAAAAUGGGUUGGAAUGCUGGAGAAGGUCUCGGUGCUCAAGGUACAGGAAGAACGGAAGCUAUUGCUACUGAGCUCUAUACGCAAGGUGUUGGUUUAGGAGCUGAGGGAGGUAAGCUAGGUGAUGCGAUGGUGGAAGCGGAGAGGCAGACAAAAGGUGAUUAUAAGACGUUUGUAGGUAGAACAAAAGAAAAGGCUAAGGAGAGGUAUGAGACUCUGGGUUGAGGCUUGAGGGUUGAGGUGGGUCGAGUGUGUAUUGUAUGAAUAUAUUAAUAGGUACUUUUUAAAUGAAAUAAAGCU